UCAUAUCCUUUUUCUAGAUAUUUCCUCCUGGAAUGUUGCCUGUCAUCGAUGGUUCUCUGUUUCUUCCAGUAUCAACCAGCAGAAAAAAGCUGUGACUGAGAGAAAGACAGGCUCGGAUGGGCAAAUGACGUUAAGAAAGAGAGUUGCACAGACCUCCAAAGAUGCAUCCUAUGCAGGCAUCAUCGUUCUGGGUGUUGGAAUUACAGGUCUGAUGUUCUUCACACUGGGGAAAGAGCUGUUCUCGUCUGAUAGUCCCAAUAGCAUUUACACCAAGGCUUAUAAAGUGUGCAAAAAAAAUGUAGAGAUUCAAGAUGCACUGGGUACUCCUAUCAAAGGGUAUGGAGAAAUGACGAGGAGAAAGCGCAGGAGGCAUGUUAGUCAUCUUGAGUACUCCCAGGAUGGUGUGAGCUUCAUGAGGAUGAAGUUCUACUUGGAAGGACCUGAGAGAAAAGCCACUGUACAUCUGGAGAUGAAGAAGAAUGAGAGUGGCCGAUACGAGUACAGGUAUCUCUUUGUUGAACUGGACGGCUAUCCCAAGCGCACCAUCGUUCUUGAAGACAACAGAUAGUACACAGUGAAAGAGACAGCAAGCCAAGCAUGGGAUAGUGCAUCCGCUUGAUAGUCCAGCUUCAGUCUUUCUUAUUUUAAAGGGAGUGUAUCAUGGCAAAUACUGGUUAUCGCCAUCUACGUCUUCUUUUGGACAACUGCACGUAAACGAAU
Molecule: messenger RNA, 720 nt
Organism: Strongylocentrotus purpuratus (purple sea urchin)
Lineage: Eukaryota; Metazoa; Echinodermata; Echinoidea; Camarodonta; Strongylocentrotidae
Gene: timm21
Product: mitochondrial import inner membrane translocase subunit Tim21
Exons: 6
Coding region: 125-568 (147 amino acids)
Biological process (GO): protein import into mitochondrial matrix
Cellular component (GO): TIM23 mitochondrial import inner membrane translocase complex
Source: RefSeq, a predicted model, not a curated record